UUGCAGCACAUCGGUCUGCCGAUGUUUUCUCCGACGCGCCGUCCGAAGAGGAUCUACCAGAUGACCCACGGAGUCCUGAACCUUCCUCGUAACCCGCUGCUGGACUGGAUGUUCGGACACUCGCUCAUCAACUGCCACGUGGAGCAUCACCUCUUCCCCUUCCUGUCCGACAACAUGUGUCUGAAGGUGAAGCCGGUCGUGUCCAAGUACCUGACUGAGAAGCAGCUGCCCUACCAGGAGGACGGCUACCUGUCGAGGCUGCAGCUCUUCUUCGACCGGUACCAGGAGCUGAUGGUGUUCGCUCCGCCCAUCACGGAGCUGGUCGGCGUCCAGUGACGGAGGAAGAAACUGUGUCGGACUCUGAAGCACAAACGUUUCUUCUGACGCGUCCGGUGUUCAGGUUUGAGCCUCGAACACAAACAAACAGACUCUGAAUCAGUGUUUAGUCCAACGUUAGGAGAUGAAUUAACCACUCGUGACUGAUUCUGUAAAGUAUUAAAGUAGCUCGAUGAAUAUCCUGCACUGCUAGAGAUGAUUUAACACAAAGACAAACCAAAAGCUGACUGUGAUUGUUGGGAGCUGUGUUGAUUGAACUGACCUGGGGUCUGUCUCAUGACGCAAAUCCAACAGCUGCUUCUGACGGACAAAGAUGGUUUAAUAUUCACCUGCAGCAAGAAAAACCUCAAGGCCUCGCACUGAUAAGAUGCUGAUUUAUUCUCUGCAGCUUCAAAAAUAUAUAUAAAAAAAGCAGCAUACACUGUAAACUAUAUGAGAAAUAACUAAACUAGUGUGCAGAUAUUUUUUAGGCUUAAAUCAAUGAUUUUAAUAUGUUAAGUUGCUUUAAUUGGUGAAGUGAUUUAUUACAGAUUAAAGGAAAAUUAUUACAAUGAAAAAUAGCAUAAAAUGUAUGUUUCUGUGGUUCUACCUUUAAAAUGAAAAUUUUUAUUCAGUCUUUUUAUUUUCAUUUUUAAAAAUUUCGUCUGGUGAACCAAACACGUUGAGCCAAAACAGCAGCAGCACAAAAAAAUACUAAAAUAAAACUAAAAGCAGAAACAACAACAACAACA
Messenger RNA from Stegastes partitus (bicolor damselfish), 1067 nucleotides. Its product is annotated as fatty acid desaturase 6-like. Gene Ontology annotation, cellular component: membrane. The transcript has 2 exons. Gene Ontology annotation, molecular function: oxidoreductase activity, acting on paired donors, with oxidation of a pair of donors resulting in the reduction of molecular oxygen to two molecules of water. The annotation marks the transcript as partial. NCBI's taxonomy places the organism in Eukaryota, Metazoa, Chordata, Actinopteri, Pomacentridae. The record is from RefSeq and is a predicted model, not a curated record. Gene Ontology annotation, biological process: lipid metabolic process.